Molecule: messenger RNA, 4529 nt
Organism: Stegodyphus dumicola
Lineage: Eukaryota; Metazoa; Arthropoda; Arachnida; Araneae; Eresidae
Product: rho GTPase-activating protein 23-like
Biological process (GO): signal transduction
Molecular function (GO): phospholipid binding; protein binding
Source: RefSeq, a predicted model, not a curated record
AUGGUCAAUGUAACUCAUCAUCACUUGGCUUUGGUUGGCUGGGGUCUUGUGCCUUUUUCCAGUCAAGCUGAAUGGCUUUUUGAGGACUGUGGGGAGUUAAUACCUCUGGAAGUAAAUGCUCAAGAUAAAAGAAAAACUCACCCUCCCUCUACGAUGCAAUCAAAUGCACUUCUAGGCAACUUGAAUAAGUUGGACGAAAACACUUUGGAUUCCCUUCCUCAUGAAAUGUUUACAUCUCUUUACAAUACAGCCACACGCCAUUUGAGGCAUCGGCAGAAACGGAAAGAUGCUUCUCAAAAUGCAAAGAAGAGAUCUGGAAUCAUAGCAGAUGAUGCAGAUAUACUCAUUAAUGAAAAUAUGCAGAGUAGUUUACCAACGAAUUUCUUGCCUUUGAAUAAUACGGAAGCCAAUCAAGUAGAGCCCGAAAAUCUGUCCGAAAUCAGUUUUGGAAGUUGUUCUAGUCUAAUUUCAGGUUCUUCGAAAACAAAGCAAAGGUCAUUAUCAAAGGAGCGGCAACCUAGAAAUGGUUCUUUGCCUUGCGAAGCAAUAAGUCCAGGCCUGGAUUCAGAAGCUGGAGCUAGUUCAAGAGUAGCAAAUUUGGAGGAGGACAUUGUACACCAUCGAUAUAAUGAACUGAGUGCCCUGGCUCAAGAAAAAAUAAAAAAUUUUGAGCAAGAAACGAAAGCUCUUCUUAGAAGAGAUGUUCAGAAGCCCAGAGUGUCCAUUGGAACUCCACAAGUUGAAUGGGAGCAGAUUGAAAGAGAAUGGCAAAAAGCAAAGCUGGAAUUGGAGCAAGAAGAUCUGUUAGAUUAUUUGGCUGACGAUCCCUCAUAUCUUUCAUGUUUGUUAAACCGUGGAGAGGGGAUGAUGGAUUUGUCUCCAGCAGCUGAUAUGAAUGGUUCUGUGUCUGGUAAAAAUGAAUUACCAAUAAGUUCAAGUUCCUGCUCUGUGAGCGAAUAUCUCAGUUAUGAACCUCUAAGGACAUCUGGUACUAGGACUCCUGAAAUAUGUUUUUCACAAAGUGAUAAAUCAGUAUUUAAACAGAGAAUACAUUACUCACCAUCUCAACCAAAUGAUGAAUCUCGUCGGACUAAAAGCGAUAAUAUUGAAAUUUCCACAUCUGUUAGUCAACCUGUAUUAAAUUCUUUAUUACUUGAACCCACUGGUAAUGCUUCAAAUGCAAACAAACUCUCACAGAGCUCAGGUCCUUCAAAGUUUGUAAGCUCCGAGAAUUUGAAAUCUCAAAAGGAACCAGACCCAGUUACUGAAAAUGUAGAUCCAGACUGCGAUAAAGUAACCAUCUCUUGCGACUCUGCUGCAGAUCGACCUCCAUCUUCAUCUAGUUGAUGCUUUUAUGGAGAAAUUUGUGUGUAAAAAGUGUAUAGUUAAUUUAUUAUAUUGAAGUAGAGCAUAUGCCAUAUCUUUUUUUUAGAAAUAUUAAAGUAUAUUUAGAAAUAUUGAAUUGUUAUAUUAACAAUAGAAAUAUUUUUUGAUUUGGUUUUGCAUACUAAACUUUUAUAAAAUUGUUUUUAAAAUGUUGCAAAUUGCUGGUAAUGUUUUUAACUCUUCUUAUUCUGUCCUAAAAUUUAAUAAAUGAUUUCAUACGAAUAUAAUUUUAUCUGACUGAGUAUAUAAUCAAGUGUAAUUUUGUCAAUGAUGGCUUGGUUUUUUUUUUGGGAGGGGGGGGAGAAGAUCAAAACCAUACUCUAUAAUAAUUAGAAAUCUGGUUAACAUACGCAUUGUAUGUGAAAGUAUAUAUUUCAUAAAGAAUGACAAGUAAAAAUAUAAAUCUUACAAAAAGGAAAUCAGUAGAGUCUCACGUAUCUGACAUAAACAGGCAGGCAGAACAUCAUAUAAGCAAGAGUGUCAGAUAAUAGGGAAGUGUUAAGAAAAUGUUUGUUAAACAUUAAACUAUAUUAUAUACACUUUACAAACAUAAUCAUGUUUUGUAACAGAGCAGGAGAAAUAAACUGAAAAAAAUGAACUUAGUCAUAGAAUAUUCUGAAAUUAAAAACAUUACAUGCAGUACUUCAGAAAUUGAGUCCUGUAAUGAUUGAAAGAAAAUUUUGAUCAUAGUCUGCUUUCCUAAUGAGUUUGUUUCUUUGCUGCAAAGUGUUGCCAUAUUUGCAGCAUCAUAUUGAUUCUUGCACCUUCUUAUAGCUCAAUAGAUUUAGUUUCUGGAGCCUUAGAUUUGAUGUUAUGUGGAAUUUUGUGAGGCUUAACAGUUCUUGAUCAUGAUCUUCAGUUUUGUUUUCAUUGUAAUUGACAAGAGCAACAGUUUCCUCAUUAGUUAUUUCAUAUUGUUCAUCAACCAUCAUCCAACUUGCAAAGAUGCAUCUUCAUAUCCACGGAUAUGUUGCACUAAAGCUAGACUGGUUUCUUUGGUUUUAUCUGUGCUUUUCAUUUUUAUACUUUCAUCAUCGCCCUUUAGCUUAUUACAUGGUUUGGCAGUUGUUGUAGCCCUUAAUGUCAGCCCAGGCCUGUUUAACCCAAUAAGCUGCAUCCUUUACAUUGAUGCAUUUCAGUUUUUGAAUCAUGUCUUAUCCUUCUUCAAUUUUGUCUAUCAGUGUGGACAGUAGCUUCCUGUGAUAGUUCCUUUUUAUCAUUUCUAAAAUGCCCUGAUCUACGGGUUGGCAUAUGGCAGUUACAUUGAGGGGGUAGAAACAUUGCCUUAAUGUUACCAUCUUGAAGCUCCCUUGUAUCAGAGUGUAUUGGAACAUUACCUAGUGACUAAAUAACUUUUCUUGCUUAAUUAUUUUCUAUCAAAAACUUUCUGUUGAAGGAAGAAAUUCUUUAAAGAACUAGUCUUUGAAAAUUUUACUGCUCAGCCAUGCAAUUUUCUCUCUAAAGUAUUUUAAAGGUACAGUGUUUUUAAGACUAUUUUAAAAGUAGAAAUAUGCAACUUUCCAAUUGUUACAGGGCUUAAAAAUAUCACUGCUUAUCCUUUCUUAUUCUGCUUGAAGUAUUUUGCAGGCAUAGUGCUUUUUUAAACUAUUUUAGAGGCUCUAGAAUUUUAUGCUUUCCAAUCAUUACAAGGUGCAUUUUAGGAUUUGAUGUAGCAUUUUAGCAUUCUGAAACCGUCAUCCAUUCCUUACUACUCUUAUAGCCAGGGGCUGCCACUUCAUUUCUGGCUGCAGGAUUCUUACCAGGUAACUUUUUGCAGUUAAGUCCUGACUCAUCACAGUGAAAUAUCUGAUCAUCCAUUAAGCUUUCAGUUUCUAUUAUCCCGAAAUGUUUUAUUGAAUGCUUCAAUUUCUUCAAAAUUUGUUGAUAUGUUUUUCAUUGCAAAAGCUUAACUAAUAGGUACCGUAGCAUUUCUUCCAUCGGCUGAGCCAGCUGACACUACCUUUGAAAUCAUUCUGAAAAUGCAGUGUCUUUUUAUGUAAAAUAAGUCCUGAAAUAUUCAUCAUUAGUUAUUUCAUACUGUGUGUAAAGCAAACAUAGAACACUUCAAUCACUUUUUCGUAGUUUUUCUUUCUUUUAAUGCAUUCUGCAUAUUUCACAAAAUAACUCUUAAUGCAUACUAUUUUUCUAUUUGCUUCUUUUUCCUGUCUCCUGCUGUUACCUGUCCAAAGUCAUCAACUAUCUUAUGUUUUGUCUCUGUCUUAUCCAGUGUUUUGAUUGCCUCAAGUACUUGUUUCAUCAAUGCAACGACUUUCUUUUUAUCACCAAUAUUUCUGUACUUGUAUAAAUUUCAGCUUUUAAACACCACUACAAUGUUUCUCAAAUUAAACACAUCACACACACAUAUACAUAUGUAUAAAUAGUAACAGAUGGAUAUAAAUUGAUCCUCUUGUAAUGAUUCUGCUCUUCACUGAAUGACAGAUCCAUGAGUCGUACCUAAAUAGGCGCACCAGGGUUGGGAGCAGCAACAAUAGGAACAAAAAGGUUUCGUUAAUUACAUACAGUCCUUGUUGCUGUUUGAUGCUUUUUAUUUAUUAUUAUUAUUACUUUUUGGUGUGAGGGUAUGUCGGAUAAGUGAGACUGUACUGUAAUUAAAAUAUAUUAAUUAGUAUAUUGGAAAUACAAAGUAGUUACUCAAUAGAAUUACAUGUAGUUUUAUAUUCGAUUCUGGAUCUGCAAUAGUCAGUUACAAAUUGAAAGUUCAUACAUACAUACAAAUUCAUAUAGGUCAUUUUGUAGGUAUAGUAUUAAAAUAUUCGGAAAUUAUUUAUGCAUUGAGUGUAAAUCAUAAACAAAGUUGAUACGAUGCAAUUAAGAAAGGUACUAUUCAUGGAGGGGGGAGCAAAACAAAUUAAAAGCAUUCUGAGUGAAGUAUGACUAGUUAAAUUUUAAGAAUAGUUGCUGUCAGUUAUUUGAUUCAGUUUUAUGAAUAGAAUAAUUUAUGUUAAUAUGCCUUCAAUUGCUGUUGUAUUUGUUCAAAAAUUCUGUGUAUUAUAAUGCAUAUUACUUUUUUAAAAUCUAAAAUAACAUUUUAUGUGUAAAAACUUAAAACUGCUAUCCUCUGCACUUGUAUUUUUAAUUUAUUACAUGAUUUUUUAAAUGUGCCAGUAAACAGUUUUAAAAUG